AUGCGGAUUAAGGGUUUCGGACAUUUAAUUCAAAAUGAGUCAUCUCAUCAUCAACUAAAGAACUGCAGUGUCGUAAUAGACGGACAAAAUUUCUUUUACAACCAGUACAGGGAUAGUAAGUUGCCAUUUGUUUAUGGAUGUGAAAGUGACAAAUACGCUAAAUACUUAAGAAGUGCCAUGUCUAUGUUCAAACGCGCAAACGUUAAAUGUUACUUUAUAUUUAAAGGUGGUCACAUGGAUUUCUAUAUCGCCUCAUCUAAGAAUAACGUUAAUUGGGAGAGUAAAGAUGUAGUGUUACCAAUUUUCAUGAAAGAUGUCUACAAACAGGUAUUGGAUGAAAUGGAUAUGGAGUACUCAAUAUCCCUUUUUGAAGCAAAAGAUGAUGUAAUUGCUUUCGCAAAAAGAAACAACUGUUGUAUACUUAGCAAUGACAUUGAAUUUAGUUUCUCCGGAUUACCCUAUGUAAAUUAUACUACAAUUGCGUUUAAUCAGAAAAACAAUGCUAUCGAAUGUAAACUAUUCGUUUUGGAUAACUUUUUAGAUAAAUACAAUUUAAAUCGUGACAAAAUAGCCAUAUUUAUCACAUUGACAGAUAUAACAAUUUUUGAAGAAUUUUUUUUUGACAAUUUACGACAAGAUUGGGCAGAUAUAGAACGUAAUACGAAACUAAUAUUCUUAUUAAAUUGGCUUGCAGACACUUCUGUUGAAAAUAUGUUUAUUAUAAUUAAUGAAUAUUUGAGCAGAACUGACCAGGUAGGAUUUUUGGAGGAAUAUGAAAGUGUCAGAAGACGUGUAUUGGACGAUAAAACAGGCAGGUUAUGCACGAUGUAUUUGGAAAAUAGGAACAACGUUGUAAUCAAUGAAAAGGAUCCCGAUUGGUUCGAGAAAGGCGUAGCAUUGGGUCAUGUAGCUAUUCCGUAUGUGAAUCUAUAUCACCAUAAAAAGAUCUCAGGCUCGUGGGCUAUAGAAGGUGACAACAAUGAAGACGGUCUCCGCUUUUCAAUAGACAUACUACAGUAUGCAUUUAAUUUACUUACGAAUUAUGAAAAAGAUGAGUUUAUAUUUAUAAACAAACAUGGAGAACCGGAAACUAUAUCCACAGAAAAUGCGCUGGCAAUGAGACCAGAAUACGCUGCAACUGUUAGCCCGUUUGAAAACGGAUGGGGAAUCUCCUUGAAAAAUCUAAAACUUUUCGAACAUUUCGUGGAGAACAGUUUGGCAGGUUUUAAUUUUAAUUACUUGCAAGAAUUACCAGAAGAUGUAAGACUUGUCGUGAUAUCUUUGAUUUAUUUCUCAUGCAAAUCACCCAGCAAUACCACAGAUAAUAUAGUUCAUAGCGUACUGCUGUCAUACAUCGCCGUGGGACUUCUGUCACAUGACAAUAACAGAGUGGGCCAAGAUGACAGUCCCGUAUUUUCUGAAGCUGAUGUCGAUGCAGCUAUGAGAACAUUAGCUAAUUUCUUUCGUUUACCGCGCUCGGAAGCACGAGAUAUAUAUCGCGAUCAGCUCCUCCAUCCAUUAGUCCAAUUUCAAUUCUGCUUGAAUCAUUUGAAUUAUUUGAAUAAGCUAUGCGGUGCUACCUUUAAACCUACAAUUUAUCACUCGACAUACAAUGGAACAUUCGUGUAUAAAAUUUUGUUCGCAAUAGAAUAUAAUUACGACGGAAAUGGUCGUCAAUUUAUAACACAAAAAUUGAAUCGUUCGCCGUCUGUGUUUGCAUUUUACAAAAGAAUUUAUGCUGUGUAUAAAGAUAUUAAAAAUUCAAUUGAUUUGUAAAUAAUUAUUACAAUAUCAAUAAAUCAUUAACAGAUGUUAACUUACUUUAAUACAGAAAAGUACCAUUUUAUAAAGUACCAUUUUUUUAUUAAUCUUU
This is a messenger RNA of Achroia grisella, 1873 nucleotides long. Its product is annotated as protein asteroid homolog 1-like. NCBI's taxonomy places the organism in Eukaryota, Metazoa, Arthropoda, Insecta, Lepidoptera, Pyralidae. The record is from RefSeq and is a predicted model, not a curated record. The transcript has a single exon. Bases 1 to 1776 code for a protein of 591 amino acids.